AUGGCUCUACUAAUCCCAUCAUAUGUCUAUAUUGGCAUAAAAUCUGUUUUUGUACGACACUUAGUGUCCACUGAAGUUCAACAGCCGUUCAUUGAUGAGAUUUUUCAUUUGAGACAAUGUCAAGUAUAUUGCAACUACAACUUCACCCAUUGGGACAAUAAAAUAACUACACCUCCUGGAUUAUACUUAUUGGGAUUUGUAUAUUCCAAAUCUUUACAAUUCGUCAUUGGUGGAGACUGUAAAGAUUACAAUUUGUUGAGAUCGCUCAAUUUGGUUGGGGGAUUGGUUGUAUUUCCUUUAAUAUUACAUAAAUUCAAACAAGGCAGUGGCUCUGGAUCUUCUUUUUGGACCAUAAACUUAAUAUCACAGCCUUUGUUGUUUACUUACUACUUUUUGUUUUAUACAGAUGUAUGGUCUGCCAUUCUAAUAGUCGCUUCAUUAAGCUUGGUAAGUUAUAAGCAUAAACAGUACCCAUUGAUAAGUGCAGUACUAGGAUUCAUCAGUCUUUGGUUUAGACAAACUAAUAUCGUGUGGUUAGCUUUCAUCUUGGCCGUUUUGGUUGACGUUAAAGUAAAAGAACGUACAUUUAUGAGUAGAAUAAGUAAGUUUACUGUUGAGAUAGUUAGAAGUUGGCUACUGGUUAUUCCAUUCGUGGUUAAUUUCAUUCUAUUUGUUAUAUUUUUGAAGAUUAACGGCGGUAUUACCUUUGGAGAUAAGGAGAACCACCAGAUGCAAUUUCAUGUUGUUCAGGUCUUUUAUUGUUUUGCAUUUAUUAACUUCUUCACCUGGCCGGUUUGGUUAACCACGCAUAGAGUCAGAGACUAUUUGAAGUUUAUCAUUGGUGGUUAUUAUGGCAUGAAUGUAGUUUUCAAUGUGAUCUCCAUGUUUGGAAUCAAGUUCAUUAUAGACAAGUUUACAAUUGUCCAUCCAUUCCUUCUUGCUGAUAAUCGUCAUUAUACAUUCUACAUCUUUAAGAAGAUACUAAGUCAUAAAUAUAGCAGUUUUGUGACUAUUCCGGUAUACCAUUUCAGCACCUACAACAUAGUGUCGUUAUUAUCAAGAUCCAGAAGAUUAUCACCAAUAACUGUACUAGCUUACUUGGUCAGCAUUGCAUUAACGAUUAUUCCUUCACCUUUGUUCGAGCCGAGGUAUUAUAUUGUUCCAUUACUCGUGUUCAGGUUAUAUAUCAUGCCAAAGAAAGAAUAUUCUCAUGUAAUUGAGUUUAUUUGGCUCAAUGGAAUCAACUUGAUUACAAUGUACGUAUUCUUUAACUAUGAAUUCACAUGGGACAGUGAACCAGGUAGCAUACAACGAAUUAUUUGGUAA
Spathaspora passalidarum NRRL Y-27907 is the source of this 1326-nucleotide messenger RNA. RefSeq names its product dolichyl-P-Glc:Glc(2)Man(9)GlcNAc(2)-PP-dolichol alpha-1,2- glucosyltransferase (gene DIE2). Bases 1 to 1326 code for a protein of 441 amino acids. The record is from RefSeq and is a predicted model, not a curated record. Gene Ontology annotation, cellular component: endoplasmic reticulum. The transcript is spliced from 2 exons. NCBI's taxonomy places the organism in Eukaryota, Fungi, Ascomycota, Pichiomycetes, Serinales, Debaryomycetaceae. Gene Ontology annotation, biological process: dolichol-linked oligosaccharide biosynthetic process; protein N-linked glycosylation. Gene Ontology annotation, molecular function: dolichyl pyrophosphate Glc2Man9GlcNAc2 alpha-1,2-glucosyltransferase activity.